AUGUUCCCUACUUCCAUAUCUUGUUUGGUGGCCCUGUCUCUGAUGAGCCAGGGUCUGCUAGCUCAGAAGCAACUGGAAAAUGUCAUCACCGAUGAUACUUACUUCUACGGUCAAUCGCCAGCGGUUUAUCCUACACCGGAACAGGUAGACACCGGAUCAUGGGCCGCGGCCGUAGCCAAGGCCAAGAACUUGGUGUCCCAGUUGACUCUUGAAGAGAAAGUCAACUUGACAGCAGGAGGCCAGACAACUACCGGCUGCUCUGGCUUCAUCCCUGGCAUUCCUCGUGUAGGCUUUCCCGGACUGUGCUUAGCAGACGCUGGCAACGGUGUCCGCAACACAGAUUAUGUGAGCUCGUUUCCUUCAGGAAUUCAUGUCGGCGCAAGCUGGAACCCGGAAUUGACUUACAGCCGGAGUUACUACAUGGGUGCUGAGGCGAAGGCCAAAGGUGUCAACAUUCUUCUUGGACCCGUGUUCGGACCUUUGGGGCGAGUUGUUGAGGGAGGUCGCAAUUGGGAGGGCUUUUCCAAUGAUCCUUACCUAGCAGGUAAGUUGGGGCAUGAGGCUGUCGCUGGUAUCCAGGAUGCCGGAGUUGUUGCAUGCGGUAAACACUUUCUUGCCCAAGAGCAAGAAACUCAUAGACUUGCCGCGUCAAUCACAGGGGCCGACGCCAUCUCAUCCAAUGUCGAUGACAAGACCCUACAUGAGCUAUACUUAUGGCCUUUCGCUGAUGCAGUCCACGCCGGACUCGCCAGUGUGAUGUGCAGCUACAACAGAGCAAACAACUCACACGCCUGCCAAAACUCGAAGCUUCUCAACGGUCUCCUCAAAGGUGAACUGGGCUUCCAGGGUUUUGUUGUUUCAGACUGGGGUGCACAACAGUCCGGUAUGGCUUCAGCAUUAGCUGGCCUGGACAUCGCGAUGCCUAGCUCGAUCCUGUGGGGUGCCAACCUUACCCUUGGUGUGAACAACGGAACUGUUCCCGAGUCACAGGUCGACAAUAUGGUUACGAGGAUUCUGGCGACAUGGUAUCAGUUGAAUCAGGACCAAGAUACUGAAGCCCCCGGUCACGGACUAGCUGCCAAUCUUUGGGACCCCCAUCCGGUAGUCGAUGCUCGGAAUGCAAGCUCCAAGCCUACUCUCUGGGAUGGUGCUGUUGAAGGCCAUGUUCUUGUCAAGAACACCGACAAUGCACUGCCAUUCAAGUCCAACAUGAAACUCGUCUCUUUGUUCGGAUAUUCUCACAAGGCCCCAGACAAGAACACCCCAGAGCCCGCCCAAGCCAUGUUCUCCCCUUGGUCCGUCGGUGUCCAAUCCGCCAACCUCACUGAGCUGAACACCGGUUUUCUUGGAAACCUGAGCCUCACAUACUCCGCCAUUGCGCCCAACGGAACCCUCAUUUCUGGUGGAGGUUCUGGUGCUAACGGAUGGAGUUCGUUCAGCUCGCCUUUCGAUGCUUUCGUUACCCGCGCAAGGAAAGAUGGCACUACUCUUUUCUGGGAUUUUGAGAGCUGGGAUCCUUCUGUGAACCCUACUUCCGAAACCUGCAUUGUUGCUGGUAAUGCAUGGGCCAGCGAGGGCUGGGACAGACCUGCUACUUAUGAUGCGUAUACUGAUGAGCUCAUCAACAACGUCGCCGACAAGUGCGCCAACACUAUUGUGGUUCUUCAUAACGCUGGAACGCGUCUGGUGGACGGCUUCUUUAGCCACCCCAACGUCACUGCUAUUAUCUACGCUCAUCUUCCGGGUCAGGAUAGUGGAGAUGCUCUUGUUUCAUUGCUUUAUGGCGAUGAGAACCCAUCAGGUCGUCUCCCGUACACUGUUGCCCGCAACGAGACGGACUAUGGUCACCUGCUGAAGCCAGACUUGACUCUCGCCCCCAACCAGUUCCAACAAUUCCCCCAGUCCGACUUCUCUGAGGGUAUCUUCAUUGACUAUCGACAUUUCGAUGCCAAGAACAUCACUCCUCGCUUCGAGUUUGGUUUCGGCUUGAGCUACACAACCUUUGAGUACGCUGAUCUCCAAGUCUCAAACUCCCAGGCCCAGACUCAGGAUUACCCAGCUGGUGCUCUCACCGAGGGAGGCCGUUCAGAUUUGUGGGAUGUAGUUGCUACUGUGACAGCAAAUGUCAGCAAUACUGGAUCUAUUGACGGCAAGGAGGUUGCACAGCUGUACGUUGGUAUUCCCGGUGAUGGUCCUGUGAGACAGCUGCGUGGCUUUACGAAGCCAGCUAUCAAGGCUGGAGAGACGGCUACCGUGACCUUUGAGCUCACCCGUCGGGACUUGAGUGUCUGGGAUGUUAGUGCGCAGGAGUGGCAACUUCAGCAGGGUGACUAUGCUAUCUUUGUCGGGCGAAGUAGUCGAGAUCUACCUCUACAAGGUACCCUGAGUAUUUAG
Molecule: messenger RNA, 2394 nt
Organism: Fusarium odoratissimum NRRL 54006
Lineage: Eukaryota; Fungi; Ascomycota; Sordariomycetes; Hypocreales; Nectriaceae
Product: beta-glucosidase
Exons: 4
Coding region: 1-2394 (797 amino acids)
Biological process (GO): glucan catabolic process
Molecular function (GO): beta-glucosidase activity
Source: RefSeq, a predicted model, not a curated record